Ixodes scapularis (black-legged tick) is the source of this 1011-nucleotide messenger RNA. Its product is annotated as zinc finger protein 233-like. The record is from RefSeq and is a predicted model, not a curated record. Gene Ontology annotation, biological process: regulation of transcription by RNA polymerase II. Gene Ontology annotation, molecular function: DNA-binding transcription factor activity; RNA polymerase II cis-regulatory region sequence-specific DNA binding. The transcript has a single exon. The annotation marks the transcript as partial. Lineage: Eukaryota; Metazoa; Arthropoda; Arachnida; Ixodida; Ixodidae.
UUUUUUGUCAUUGAAUCUCUUUGUUUUGUUUCUCCGAUCUCUGCAUCAGUGAAGGCCGAAGCAGCCUUCCAGGACGAUGGGGACAGCGAGAGCGACUCCUCUUCCAGAAGCGAACCGGUUGAGUGGCAACCCACGACGCGGCCACGACGUGGGGGCAUGUACCACUGCGAGUUCUGCCCUUACUCCAGUCGCAUUCUUUCUCAUGUCACCAAGCACGAAAGGACACACACAGGAGAGAAGCCUUUCCGCUGCUCUGUCUGCGAGAGAGUGUUUGCUACAAUCAGUACUUUACGAAGUCACAUAAGGACUCACACGGGUGAGAAACCAUUCAGUUGCGAGGUUUGCCAGAAGGCGUUCACCAGGAGUCAUGACCUCAAGAUUCACAGAAGAGCACAUUUUGGCGAAAGCCCAUACCAAUGUGGCACGUGUGAGAAAGGAUUUACGAAAAGAGUUCAUUUGUUAUGUCAUGAGAGGGCCCACAGUGGGGAGCGGCCUUACAAGUGUGAUGCCUGUGGGAAAACGUUUGCCCACUUAAGCGUUUUAAGUAGGCAUAAAAAAGUGCACAAGUGAGGGAUCUGUUGUUCACCUAAGGUGAGAAACAGAGGCAUAUUCACAGUUCUAAACAUUAUGAGUUGCGGUUAGGCAACAGCCAUAGUUCUGGUAUGUAGCAUUCUUAUUUUGUUUUGAAUUGCCUUAUUAUAGCUGCUUUUAUCUUCUUGGUAAAUAUUAGCUUUAGGUCCUAUGGAGCUACGUUCGACGCUUCAUUUUGAGUGUAUGAGGAAGCUGAGUAGUUUCUCUCUUAGCUCGGAGAUUUCAAAAAUCUCAAGUAUGAUGUAGUUAAUUUCCAACUUUAUCUGUGAAAAGUGAAAUUUAUGUUUAUUUCUUGUUUCGUUCACACUGAUGUAUCACUUUCAUGCAGUUGUCGAACUCUUAUUCUUUUACAACUGUACUUUUCCUCUUGCUACAAAAAAAAAAUGCAAAAGCUGCAAUUAAAGUGUACAUAAAAAAGAA